Molecule: messenger RNA, 926 nt
Organism: Oryza brachyantha (malo sina)
Lineage: Eukaryota; Viridiplantae; Streptophyta; Magnoliopsida; Poales; Poaceae
Product: CASP-like protein 4C1
Exons: 2
Coding region: 14-559 (181 amino acids)
Source: RefSeq, a predicted model, not a curated record
UCGACCGGUCGUGAUGCCGUCGUCGUCGCCGGUGCGCAACGGCGGCGAGCUGGCGGCGGCGGAGGGGAGGGGGAAGUCGGUGGGGCGGCUGGUCGGGCUGAUGCUGCUGCUCCGGCUGGCGGCGCUGUGCUUCGCGGUGGCGGCGGCGGCGUUCGCGGCGACGGACGGCGCCGCGCUCCGGCUCGCGCCGUUCAGGUUCCUGCUCGCCGCGAACGCGAUCGUGGCGGUGUACUCGGCGUUCGAGGCGGCCGCGGCGUCGUGGGAGGCGGCCAGGGGCGGCACGCUGCUCCCCGAGGCCAUGCAGCUCUGGUUCGACUUCGGCCACGACCAGGGCUUCGGGUACAUGGCGCUGGCAGCGGCGGCGGCGGCGGCGGCGACGGCGACGUGUGGAGGAGGGACAAGCGGCGCGGAGCGCGUGCAGGGCGACAUCGCCGUAGGGCUCGGGUUCGCGGCGUUCGCGUCCGUGGCGGCGGCGGCGUUCGUGACGGGGUACCGCCUCGCCUGCUUCCUCGUGACCGGCUCGCGCUCGCCGGCCUCGCCGCCGUCCUCUCCCUACUGACCGACCAAAUCGACCAGCACGCAUGCAGCCCGGAGCAAACACCUUCCGGGCGGCCAUGGAAUCGCUCUGCCGUGUCGUGCUCGAGCUUUGUUUGGAUACAGCUAGCUGCUUAAUUAGCUCAUAAUUGCCUAGGCUUAAUUACUUGUUAAGGUAAGUGCCACUUGACUAAUUAGACAUAUUUUGUAUCCUAUAUAUUUGUAUGAGUGCUGCUGUUUCAAGCUGCAUGUAUGAUCGAGGAGAGCUCAAAUUAAUAGCAGAAGACCAAAUCGAAGGAAAUGAAAGUAUAUGAGUUUUAUUGUAGCAAUUUCAAGCAAAGCUACUCAUGUACUCUCUCCGGGAUUUUUUUUAUUUAUUUAACGUCGUUAAU